GGAGAGAGAGAGAGCGCGCGAAGCAGACUGGAAAGGCGGAAAGGAGAGUCGCGAGGUACGCGUCCGUCACGCACCGAGUGUUUGUCUCGGCUGGCUGGAAGCGCGCCGUUUCCCAGGGAGAAAAUGAGAGCGACGUCCUCGUGCUCGUGAAACUACAGGAGGAGGAUCCGGCGCGACGCUUGAGAAGGCAGGAAAUGUACGGCGCUGAGAGGGAGGAGGUAUCUGAAAGUUGGCUGCACACGUAUGACCUGAGCAGUACUAUGAUCCCCAAUGCGAGCACGGCGAUGGACGACGAGGAGCACUUCUGCAAGCUCAUUCUGUACAAGGAGAUCAAGGACUCCAGAGUGCGUAUCUGGGACGUCAUCAUCCUGGUGCCGAAUCUCCUGUUUCUCCUGUUCAUCGCGAUGCGGUUCAACAGAGCGAGGCUCAAGUUACGCGCGACGAGUAGCCCGAUAUUCUUAGCGUUUUACGGUCUGGUCAUUUGUAACGUAGUUAUAUCAGUGGUGCGCUGCGUCGUGUCGAUGACGGUGAACGCGGCGGCGUCGGUCGGCGGCAAGGCCGACAAGGUCCUGUGGGUCACUGUGAGGUUUUUUCUACUGUCCACGGAGAUGAGCGUAGUUAUAUUCGGUCUGGCGUUUGGUCACUUGGACAGCCGCUCCAGUAUUCGUAGAGUAUUACUCGCUACGUCCCUCAUAGCGCUGGCGUAUACGAUCACCCAAGGAACGCUAGAGCUGGUCCUGCCGGACGACACGUUCCAUAUUCCCAGCCGCGACUUUUACGUAUUCGGUCACGGCGGUAUGAUGUUUUGGUUUUGCAGCAGUGUCGUCUUCACAACGAUAUAUCUCUUCAUAUUAAUACUGCCAUGGACACGGUUGCGGGACCGCCUAGCACUCCCCACACGGAAAAGCUUUUACGUUUACGUUGGUAUACUAGCUACGUUGGACCUAGUACAGUCAAUUGGCGCAGGCUUUCUAACUUAUACGGAUUAUGGGCUAUGCGUCGUAGACUUCACCGCAGCAGUGUAUUUAACCCUGUUCACCCCUUUGGUCUACCAUACAUUCCUGUCAGAGUUCUUCGGGGUCUCGCAACCUUCGAUAAUGUUCUCUUACAAGGCGCAAGUGGACGACGCGAUGGACGAAGACACUGUGUCGUUACCGCACCAACAGAGUUUUUCAUCCUUGAAAACCGACAGCGAUUACAUCUAUCAGAAUCACAGUGUUUAUGACUCGACCCAGUUUGACACGAACGCUACGCCAAUCAACCCGCUCUAUGCAGCGUCUCUUCAAAGUCCAGAUAGUAUUACCGGUUACAGUAUAGACAGUCAAGAAACGCCGAAUCCGCCGAAUGGCUACCAACAAUGAGCCGUCGCUCAUAUCGAUUCGUGCGCUAUAAAGAUAACAGAACGAGCCCGAGUACCAGUUACUCGACGAUCAAAUUGCAGCUUAGCUAAAAGAGCUUCGUGAUCCUCUCUACAUAAGGAAUUUGUUACUUUCCUCCGAAAAGAGCGCGUCGUGCGAAAAGAAGUUCGGGGAUCGGAGUGAGAUAUGAUUAUUGUAAGUCGACGGAAGGAUUCUAGUCGCCCUCGAGUAUUUUCAGGGGCCGCGUAAUACGUUUACGGAUAAAAAUACGGAUGCUUUUGGUCUCCAUGUGAUAGUAGGCGCAGAUGCCCAAAAUGUGAUCGCGAAACGCUGGAAGAAAUCUCGCAAAACUCGGAAUCUCCAGUCUAGCUUUAGUUUGCUUUAUUUAGGGCAAGUUCUUGAAGGACGAUUAGGGGUAGCGUAUCAAUUCACAUUAGUUUUGUACUUAAAUAGACCUUGGGACGUCAAGUGAAUUUUUACUGCACGCGAAAAAUAGAAUGUAUUCUUUUCGGCGAUGUUGCGCAUUUAUCUCAAAUUAAGUACAGGACGUAGGUCAUUCUAGGAUUCGCAUACAUCCGAUCGCAGACUCGUUUACCGUGCUCUCUUCAUCCGUUUUAAAAACGUGUUUUUUACCCAGACGUAAAAUCCAGUGGAAAAAUAGCGACAAAAAAAACCAAUUCACUUUUAAAUGCCUUAGACUUAAUGUAGCGAAAUACAUGCGACUUUUAGAAUGCCCUAUACGCACGGUGCGUUCAUCAUCACGACGUGUCAUCCCCGUCGACAAAUGCUCUUUGUUUUGUAUCGAGAAGUGCAAGUUGGCAUGCCGGCCGUGGAUUCCUAGUGAGACGAACAAAAAGAAAAAAAGAACACUUAGAUUUAACUUCUGAAACUUGCUUAUCGUUUCUCCGUCCAAAGUGGACGUCGUCGUAUCGCUCGAAAGUCCUCGUUGCGCGCGAAGCGACGCGCGGGCGACAAGCCGGACACUCGCUAUUUUCUUACUUUUGCAUCGAAAAUCAUUAGAUCGAUUAAGGGACAAUAGGAGUCAUUAAAGUUAAAAGUCGCGCGGAGAUAAUUUUUAGACUUAAGGAAAGAAAACUUCUUCAAAUGCUCCAAUAAUUACGAAGACUCCAUCCAUGAUGUAUAUACAUGAUCUGUAAUUCUAGUGUAAAGGAUCGUACUAUUUAUAUAUCUUAAUAUAUACAUAUAUAUAAUAUAUAUAUAUAUUUAUCAAUAUAUUACGUAUCUCCGUAUCGUAAUUAAAUUCGUACAACUGGCAGGUCUUAUGACGACCCUGCGCUGCCCGCGUUUUUCACCUGGACGUUCAUUUCGCGCGGGGAAAGAGGGGAGGAGAUAGAGAUAAGAGAUUAAAAAACAAAGAAUACGAAAUUAGCGUCAUAGAGGCUAUCGUCAUUCUCGAAGACGCGUUCACGAGGUUGUAACGCAGAUUCCUCCGUUUUCCUACGUGGAUUGGAGGAGGGUGGGAAUCCAGGAAGGAGCAAAAUUAAUAGUGAUAUAACGUAACUUAUUUUCUAGCGUAAAUUCGUUCGAAGUUGUAUAUACGGAACGGUGUGCGUGGAACGAUGUUACACAAUGAGUCUCUCUGUCAAUUGCAAUUGCUUUUUACCAUUUCCGACUAUCCGUCACCCUGCACUCUCCACGAACCAUCACCUGCGAUCGUCUGACCGUGUGAUUCUUUUGUAAAACAUCGAGUGCAGUGUAUAAGGCAAUAUAUUGUGACCGCGUCAUAUAGCUAUACCUAAUUUUAAAAAAAGUAAAAUAAACAUGAAUGACAAUUCAA
Molecule: messenger RNA, 3156 nt
Organism: Vollenhovia emeryi
Lineage: Eukaryota; Metazoa; Arthropoda; Insecta; Hymenoptera; Formicidae
Product: transmembrane protein adipocyte-associated 1 homolog
Exons: 8
Coding region: 195-1361 (388 amino acids)
Biological process (GO): G protein-coupled receptor signaling pathway
Cellular component (GO): plasma membrane
Molecular function (GO): G protein-coupled receptor activity
Source: RefSeq, a predicted model, not a curated record